UGGUCUGUGUGUGUGCUCAGUCGUUCCAUGCCGCGCAGCGCUAUUUAGUCAUGAGGCUUGGGAACCCAUGGAGUGCUGGUGUGCUAGGGGGUAGUGACUACCUCAGAGAUGCAUUAGAGACAGCACCAGAGAGAUUUGCCAAAACCCUUCGGACCUACACAUAAGGGACAGUGGAGAUACAGGAUAGAGAGAGAGUGGACUACCGGUACCCACCACAGCCUGAGGAGAAACGCAUUGAAGACGGAAGCGAUACAGUUGGAGAUCCGCUGAGGAGAGACUGGGGGUCUUUGGCGAUCCGCUGUAGAGAGACAGGGUAGAGACUGGGGGACUUUGGCGAUCCGCUGUAGAGAGACAGGGUAGAGACUGGGGGACUUUGGCAAUUCCUUUCAGAGACCGUGGGGAUAUUGCUUGCGCUGAGAUACGCGUUGAAGAGAUUUGGAGAUACAAGCUGAAGACCUCAGACAUAAUCAGCUUGUUGGGGAGACCAGUUGGAGACACUGCAUGGGGAUGUUAAUUAGAGACUCGGACUAUACAGAAUAUUUGGGUUAGACGCUUGGAUAUAAAGGCGUCACCCCAGUGAUGUCAGGUGGGGUCAGACACACCCCUGUCCUUCCCUGCUAAAAAGUGUUGUGGGUCUGAGGAAGGGGCUAGGAUUUUGGGGUGUCUGGAUGACAGCACAAUUGUGUUAACCACACCAGUGCUUUCCUCUCGCUCCAGCUUAUCUACUCCGUCUCUGUCGCUCCCCUUGUGUCUGUCUCUCCCUCUGUCUUUUUAGCUCUCCUUUUCUCUCUUUUUUUCUCUUCCUCCCCCAUGGGAAAGUUAAUAAAGAGAAUGAAAGCAGAAGCACCGUUUUAAGGUAAAUCCACCACGAUUAGUCUGACUGUAGGACUGCUGCAGCUAUAGAACCUGAAGCAACAGCCAGUAAGCUUAGAAACUGAGUGGAUUACGAGACGCAUCAUGUGGACCCAGUCAGGAUACUGCCAUCACUUCCCCGGACAUCCCUUCUACCAUGCGUCCUCCUGCAGCCAUAACCAGAGGACCACGUCGUUCCGGCACCCCGUGACGGGACAGGUGUCUCGGGAGAACGUGGAUUUUAUCCUCCAAGAACAGCCAGGUGGCCGUAUGUCCAACCCCCAGCAGGCCGACUUGCGGCUUUCCAGCACCAUCAGCGAGGCUUCGACUGUGGUCACCGCUUCGGGGUCAAAGGGCUCCAGGUCCAGUGGGAGGGUGCUACAUUUUGGGAAGCGAGAGCAGUCCAUCAAGAGGAACCCCAACGUCCCAGUGGUGGUGAGAGGAUGGCUCUACAAACAGGACAGCUCUGGGAUGAGGCUUUGGAAGAGGAAGUGGUUUGUGUUGGCUGACUACUGCCUGUUCUACUACAAAGACAGUAGGGAAGAGUCAGUCCUGGGUAGUAUUCCUCUGCCCAGCUAUGUCAUCUCAGCCGUGGAGCCUGAAGACCACAUCAUCCGCAAGUACGCCUUCAAGGCCAGCCACACGGGCAUGCGCUCCUACAUUUACAACCGGAGCUCUGUGAUUGGCUCGCAGGCGGAGCACAGCGGCAUGCGGACCUACUUCUUCAGCGCCGACACACAAGAAGACGUGAACGGCUGGGUGAAGGCCAUGAACCAGGCGGCGCUGAUGCAGAACCACACCGCCAGCCUCAAGAGACCUUCGGAAACAUCGGAGAUAUCGGAAAUGCCCAGCGUGUCGGAGCGCCAGGCAGUACCCCAAACCAACCACGUCAACAACUACACCGAGACCGUCCCCCUUCCCCCAGUUGAUCUCCAUAACGAUGGGGUGGUCCUCCAACCGGCUGACAUCCACCGAGAAACCGAGCAGCACUGUAACUUCUGGAACGACACCCCCAAUCCCAUUGCUUCAGAAAUUGUCCUUGGUGGUGGGAACGUGGAAAUUGAAAUGGAUGCCGUCCCUCCUAGCAGUCUCUCUCCCGUUCCGCCGUACUCAGCCUCCUCAACUACAUCUGCGCCCCCCUCCAGGGCGCCAAUGUGCGCCCCGUCGUGCACUGCCUCAACCCUACCCCCCGGGGCCUGUUUGAGGAACGGGACACCCACCCUGGAGCCCAAUGGGAUGGGGACGGGGACGUACCAGAGGGCCACCCUGCCCCCCCAGGUGAUGGAUACUCACAGGCAGGUGCAGAGGAGGAGUGCCCUGGAGCAGGUGGAACACUGGGUCAAGGUGCAGAGGGUCGAGCACAAAGGUCCACCCUCUAGAGGGAGCACCCUGCCCCGCCACACCCCUCCGACUCAGCCCACGUUCAUCGGCCUGGAGGCCUACCAGACACUACCAAAGACCCCACGCCACAGCCCCCCCACGGCUGCACGCCACGGGGAGUACAAAUACGCCCAGGACCGCCUUAGCCACUUCCGCCUCGGACCCCUGAACUCCCAGGGUACCGGUGCCAGGGACGGGGGUGGCAUCGGUGGGCCUGGCACCGUGUGGCAGCUGUAUGAGUGGCAGCAGCGCCACCAGUUCCGCCACGGCAGCCCCACCGCCCCCCUUUACACACCUGCCCCGGACUACCCCAUCGGGCACCGGCCGCCCUACACGGUCCCCCCCUCAGCCCCACGGCCCUGCUCUGAGGUGCCCCGCUGUGUGUCAGUGCCCCCUGAUCCCUCUGACAUCCCUCCACUGGGACCCCCACGGGGCUCCAGGGCCCUGUCCCCCCCGCGGAGGCCGCAUACGCCUGCUGACCGGGUGGUGGUAAUGCCCCUGGGAGAGAGGCCCGCGCUGGAUGUGCCUGUGGCUGGGUCCCCCCGGAGAGCCAAGUCUCAGCUGCUCAACGCUGCCACCAUCGACAGACGGUCCAUCCCUCCUUCCGGUUACAUCACACACACGGUCAGCGCGCCCAGCCUUCACGGGAAGACGCCGGAGGAACUCACCCUCCUGCUCAUUCAGCUCCGGAGGCAUCAGGCAAAGAUGGCCUCCGCGCGCCACCACACAGUAACCCAGAUGCAGCACUUCAACUACAGCCCCUCUGGCCCUCACCUCCGCACCACCAACAACAACCCCCUCUUCUCCUCCGGCCCUUCUUCUCUGGGGUCGUUACUAGGCCCCAUGGGCUGCGGCAGCAGCAGCCAGGUUGACGAUACUUACAUGCAACUGAAGAAGGACCUGGAGUAUCUAGACUUGAAGGUGGUUGGAAGUCAGACGUUGAAAGAAGCGACGAAACCUGUCAAAAUAGCUGAGAGUGACGUCGAUGUGAAACUCAGUGGGUUAUGUGAGCAGGACAAGAACCUGAAGGAACUGGAGGUCCGGAUCAGCUCUCUGAAGGACGAUAAGGAAAAGCUGGAGUCGGUUCUGGACCUGUCCCGCCAACAGAUGGAGCAGUACAGAGACCGGCCGGCCCACCUGGAGAAGAUAGCCUACCAGCAGAGACUCCUACAGGAGGACGUGGUGCACAUCAGGGCCCAGAUCUCCAGAGUGUCCACGGAGAUGUUCCGGGCCUGGGAGGAGUACAGCAGGCUGGAGAGCUCAGUGGAACAGCUGAGGACUGCGCUACAGACCACCAUGAACUACAGCACGACCUCUCAGCGGGAGAAAUCGGAGAUAAAGCGGGAGCUGUGGAGAAUGGAGGACGUGAUGGCAGGGCUGAGCGCCAGCAAAGCCAACUACAAGAUCACCAUCGACUCAGUGCAGAACCCAGAGAGGAAACUAGUGCCUUCGGUGUUGGACCCUGCAGUGCCUUCCCAGUGCCCUACACCCCCACUAGGGGAAGUUAGGCCCCCUCCUCACAGCUCCUACAUACUGCCUCACAACCCUGUGCCAAAGUGGGCAGAAGAUGAGGCUCCUCCCAGGCCGCCCCUGCCCCACCUCUACGACUAUGAAGACCCGCCCCCCACCAUCCCGCCCCUCCCCAAAGAGGCAGCAGCGGUCGUAAGACACACGUCGGUUCGAGGGCUCAAACGCCAGUCAGACGAGAGGAAGAGAGACCGUGAGGUCGGAGGGUGUGUCAACGGAGACUGUAAGGUGGAGCUGCGGUCAUACCUCAGUGAACCAGAGCUGCCAGGGAUGGGCUGGAGCAGCACAGGGUCUGAGGGGGGCUACCAGACCCUCCCAAACAAAGGUCUGUCAGGCUCAUCGUCGCGGCUGAACCAGUCCAGUAAUAUCUCCUCCUACGUGACCCUAAGGAGAGGAGUGGCCGGCUCAGCAGGGAGGGAGAGACCUAAGAGUGCCUUGGAGCAGCUGUACUCUUCCGACCAGCAGCCGCAGUCUCUGGCCCAGGCCCCCCGGGGCCGCAUGAGUGCUGAGGAGCAGCUGGAGCGUAUGAAGAGACACCAGAGGGCCCUGGUCCGCGAGCGCAAGAGGAACCUCAGCCAGGGAGAACGUCACUCCACCACCCAUCGUUCCUCCUCCUCCACCAGGCCUCUCUCCUCCACUGACCUGUGCUCAUGGAGGCGAGAGCAGCAGGACUUUGAUUUGCAGCAGGAGCAGAAAGCUCAGGUGGUGGAGCGACAGGGUGCCGAGGGCCAGAGCGACGAGGGGCGUAGAGAGCUGAAGGAAAGGGAGAGGAUCCAAUCAGAUGAGUGGCUCACGGUGAUGGCCACGCCCAUGAGGGGGACUGACAUGGAGCCCCUCGACUACGACCUGGACCUCAGUCGUGAGCUGUCCAAGCCCCAGAAGGUGCCUAUCUCAGAGCGCUAUGUGGAGUCAGACCCCGGGGAGCCUCUGAGCCAGGAGCAGAUGGAGGAGCGUCAACACAGAGCAGAACGCAUCAUAAACAUCCUGGCCAAAUCCAAUGUUCAGAACACACAUCUGUCGUCUGGUGUGGCUGUCCCACUGGACUUUACUGAUCUGGACCUAGCCAUGCAGCAGCAGAAGAGGAUUAUGAAUGUGUCUCACGCCUUGGCUUCUGAAGCCUCCAUCAAGAGCAAGCAGUUCACAGCCAAAGCUCAGCUGAGUGCUGACUGACCAUUGACACAGACGCCAAGGCACCGACAGGACAUCCGUGGAUGAAAAUAGUUGAUGGGCAAAGGAUCUAAUACUAAACAUUUUCAGCAAUUAAUGCCGGAGUGAUGUUUUAUAAUACUUUUUAUUGGAGUUAAAACGCAAUAAUAAUGUUUUCUUUUAAAGAACCAAAAGGAAUUAUUUGAAACUCAACGUGUACCUAAUGUUAAGUUUGAAUUGGAGUUGUGUUUUGCACUUUAAUGUUGUGUGUAAUUGUUAACACUACUAGUUUUUGCAACAGAGAAUCAUUAGCUGUGGUCUAUAUUUCUAAAUAAAUAAGUUCUCGGCAAUGUUUUAUAGGUGGUUGAGAUGGAAACGUAAUUAUGACAUGAAUCAUAUAUUUAUUUUAUUUUGACUAAUGAAAGACAAUCUUGCACUCUUUGUAGCUCAGCACUGCCAUGUAACGCUUUUGCCAAUCAACUGUAUUGUAUUAUGUGUAUUUUAAAAGGGAAAUAAACCAUAAUUAUGUUUUAUGGAAAUAAAGGUUUUAACAAAACA
Molecule: messenger RNA, 5463 nt
Organism: Salmo salar (Atlantic salmon)
Lineage: Eukaryota; Metazoa; Chordata; Actinopteri; Salmoniformes; Salmonidae
Product: pleckstrin homology domain-containing family A member 7
Molecular function (GO): protein binding
Source: RefSeq, a predicted model, not a curated record